CAAGAACAAAGAUCACACAAAACUCGCUGCUGGUAUAAAAACGCUAACCAAUGUUAUAAUGAAGUUUAUUCAAGAACCAAAUAUAAAGCAAAACAGAUCGUUGAAGAGUAUAUUGAACAAUAGAGCUGCAUUAAUACUGUAGAAUACAGCAAUAACAAAGGUGAACAACAAAUAAAAAUUUUGCAGAAAGGAAAGCUCUUACUUCGCUCUUUGGUACAAAGCAUCAUCAUGACGAAAGCUUUAAACAGCAUUCUUACCAUUUUAUUAAUCACACUGCUAUCUUUCACAUAUUGCACCGGCUAUUCAGCGCUUGAAGACAAACGCAUCAUUGAAGAAUACAAACGUUACUUACGUACAACGAAUCAUGCACUAGUUGCUCGAAAAUUAGUGCAUCAGGCUGAUUGGGCAGCCGUGGGCAGUAUAUCGACUAAUGAAAAAAUCACCGAUUUUCCAAUGGUUAACAUAAUAUCAGUGGAUGACAGCGGCGAGAAUGGUGAAUCAACAGGUCACAUACGUUUUCUGCUUACUGAUUUGGAUUUUACCGGCCCCGAUUGGCAACACAAUAACAAAGUAACAUUCCUCUUUACCGAUGAUCAAAAUUUGAAUUGUAAGAAACGUGGAGAAGAUCCAAUGGAACCAACAUGUUCGCGUACCAUACUAAGUGGCAAGGUUAAACAGUUGGACAAAAAUGCAGCGGAGUACAAUGAUCUGGUAGCUACAUUUGCAAAACGUCAUCCGGCAGCGAAGAAAUGGAUUAAAGCACACAGCUUCUACUUAUGCGAGUUGGAAAUUGAGAAUAUUUUCGUACUGGACUUUUAUGGUGGCCCACACGAUAUUCCUGUAGCCGAUUACUACAAAGCAAAACUGAAAUUGUGAAAAAACUUCAAGGACUGAAACUAUGAAUAUACAUAUGUAUUUGGUGCUGAAAAAAUCUUAUUAAUAUAAAGAUCCAUUGUGAUUGUACGUAUACUACAAAUUCUUAUCGAUGAAAAUUUGUAUGAAUAUUUUUAUAAAUUGUUGGAGAAUAUGAUAUGCUGGGUGUUCUUAAAGUCGGUAUUUAACUUUUAUUAUACAAUUGUAACCUAGAUAUAUCUAUACGUAUUUUUUAUCUUUAAAGCCUUACAACAAAACCUUUUAAUAAAGUACAGAAAAAUAUGUAUUU
Molecule: messenger RNA, 1162 nt
Organism: Ceratitis capitata (Mediterranean fruit fly)
Lineage: Eukaryota; Metazoa; Arthropoda; Insecta; Diptera; Tephritidae
Product: protein CREG1
Exons: 4
Coding region: 229-876 (215 amino acids)
Source: RefSeq, a predicted model, not a curated record